ACUCACAUGUGGCGCACGCGCGCCUUCGCCGUCGCCGUGUGGCUAAGCAACAACCGCGGAGCCGACGUCCCUCAGCCGGAGCAGCACACCGAAAUAAAACACCACACGGCCGGCGAACGACUGGAACCUGCGUCGACAUGCCUCCGAAGAAACCCGUCCCGGCCACGGGGAACAAAAAGACCCAGGAGAAGAAGAAGGAAAAGAUAAUUGAGGACAAGACAUUUGGCUUGAAGAACAAGAAAGGGGCCAAACAGCAGAAGUUCAUCAAGAACGUUACUCAUCAAGUCAAACAAUCAGGACAACCAAGACAGGGGGAGACGGAUAAGACCGGCAAGAAAAUCGACAAGAAGAAAGAGUUGGACGAACUCAAUGAGCUGUUCAAACCUGUUGUCGCUGCCCAGAAAGUGGCCAAAGGCGUCGACCCAAAGUCGGUGCUGUGUGCGUUCUUCAAGCAGGGUCAGUGCACCAAAGGGGACAAGUGCAAGUUCAGCCAUGACUUGUCCAUGGAGAGGAAAUGUGAGAAGAGAAGUCUCUACGUGGACGAAAGAGACGAAGAGCUGGAGAAAGACACGAUGGACAACUGGGAUGAAAAGAGGCUGGAGGAGGUGGUCAACAAAAAGCACGGAGAAGCUGAGAAGAAGAAGGCCAAAACACAUAUUGUGUGUAAACACUUCUUGGACGCCAUCGAGAACAAUAAGUACGGCUGGUUCUGGGCGUGUCCGGGAGGGGAUACCUGCAUGUACCGGCACGCCCUGCCGCCGGGCUUCGUCCUGAGGAAGGACAAGAAGAAGGACGAGAAAGAGGAGGAGAAGAUUUCGUUGGAGGAACUGAUAGAAAACGAGCGUGCAGCUCUGGGUGCCAACGUGACCCGGAUCACCCUGGAGACUUUCCUGGCUUGGAAGAAGAGGAAAAGGCAGGACAAGGUGGACAAGGCGAGGGAGGAGAUGGAGAAGAAGAAGGCCGACUUUAAGGCUGGGAAAUCGCUAGUGGUGAGCGGACGUGAGGUGUUCGAGUUCCGCCCGGAGCUGGUGGACGACGACGACGACGAGGCAGACGACACUAAAUAUGUCGAGGAGGACGACGACGACGACGAUUAUCAGGAAGAGAUCAACACCUCAGACGUCCAGGACAUAGACUUAUCUCGUUUCGUCCCACAAGAGGUGGACAACACAGGCAUCACCGUAGCAGCCACGGACCGCUUCGCCUCUCGGAAAAAUAAAAGUCGAGCGACGGAUGUGAACCCCGAAGAGCAGAUGAACGGAGCAUGCGGCGGCGCUGAGACCAACGGGCUCUCAGGGGCAGAGGGAGGCGGCGAGGACGGAGAAGGGGAGGAUGAAGAGGAGCAGGAGGAAGACGAGGAGGUACCGGUGGACGAGAACCUGUUCACGGGUGAAGAUCUGGAGGAGCUCGACGAGGAACUCAACACACUGGCGCUGGAAGAUUGAGAGAGAGAGAGAAAGAAGGGAGGAGGUGGAGCGUUGGGACGGACUAAGUGUCAAAGGGAUGGACUGACUGAUGGAUGCAUGGAGCUGAACAACAAAGUGACCAGAUGUGUGAAUGAUUUUAAGUUUUCAGAGACUCCGGUAAUAAAAAAAACUAUAUCAUGACAUCACUGCCCUCCUCUCACAUCCAACCGAGACGAUCGGGCGUCCACAAAAUUUCCAACACCACAUGAAUGUCGCUCGUCAAAGUUUCUAUCAUGAGAUAAUUUGGCUGCUGCUGCUGUUGUUGUGCACUUUUUUGUUGCUCAACGCUGAUUUCACAUUGAAACUGAAAUUACUUUUGAUGAAUUAGGCUUUGAAGCGUUUCUCUACCCGAUCAGUUAAAUUGUGGGGGAUUUGCUGAGUGAGACAUUACACAAGGGCUUCAAAAUAAAAUGAAAGCACUAUACCAGAGAGAGAGCUAGCGCUGUGUUUGGAACCUGCCUCAAUAAAGUUUAAUAACAUUACCGAUGAUGUGUAAGAAGAGAUUUUGUAAAACCGAAUGUGGGGAAGUGAACAGGAGAGAUUCUGUUGUAGGAAAUAAAAAAUCUGUUCAGUCUCAGCUGCUCUCGUACCAAAAUAAAAGCCGUAGCUGAAGCAGUUUUUAAUCGAGCGGAGGUUGUUUUCAACCUUAAGAAAACCAUGACUUAAUUUCGAUGUAAUAAAAAGCUAUGUUGAUCAUUACUUUUUUUUUUUUUUAAGAAAAUUCCAGACUGACAUCAGCUGGUGUUUCCGAGACCAGAUCAGUGCUAUGAUUCAGCCGACAGCAGGGAAACCAAAUGAUCCCAUUCAUUAAAACAUCCCAGUGUUGUAAAUAAUGUUCUCAUGAGUUGCCUCCUGAAGAAAUAAAAGAUUACUGUACAUCCA
This is a messenger RNA of Scophthalmus maximus (turbot), 2348 nucleotides long. RefSeq names its product zinc finger CCCH-type containing 15 (gene zc3h15). Gene Ontology annotation, cellular component: cytosol. Gene Ontology annotation, molecular function: metal ion binding; mRNA binding. Gene Ontology annotation, biological process: cytoplasmic translation. The record is from RefSeq and is a predicted model, not a curated record. NCBI's taxonomy places the organism in Eukaryota, Metazoa, Chordata, Actinopteri, Pleuronectiformes, Scophthalmidae. The coding region runs from base 138 to 1445 and encodes 435 amino acids. The transcript has 11 exons.